GCUCCGCAAGACGUUCUCUCAUUUUCAGAAGCCGUGAACAAUGAAGUGCAAACAUCGCAUACAUUGGGCCCGAAUGUUCGCCGUGACCCGUAUCGUGUUCCAAUUAUUCGGUUGCAGCUGAGUCGAAGCCUUCCAAAGGCGUUUCCUGAAAUGCGAGACGAGCCCUUGGCAGUUUUCGGUGAC
Messenger RNA from Laetiporus sulphureus 93-53, 183 nucleotides. RefSeq lists its product as uncharacterized. The record is from RefSeq and is a predicted model, not a curated record. Lineage: Eukaryota; Fungi; Basidiomycota; Agaricomycetes; Polyporales; Laetiporaceae. The annotation marks the transcript as partial. The transcript is spliced from 2 exons.